AUGUUAAAGUCGAGCACUGUGGAUGUUGACCAUUUGAUCGCGUUCGUCAAGGCUAACGGAAUUGUUCCUGACUGGAUGAACAUGCAACUACCACUGGGCCGUAACAUGAGUCAGUGUAUAAGUGUUGUGGAGCAUAUGACGGCUGAGUCUCGUCUUCCGAAGCGCUGGUCAACAGGAAGCUCAGGAGAAUCUGCCUCAAACGGGUUGCGUGGUGGCCAUGUUGCCGGCGACGCGCAUUACCCCCGUGCAAAAAACCCUUCGACGCCAAACACGGCUACACCAGUUGCCAUUCUCCCGCGGCCCGCAAGCUGGCUAGAUCAAAGCUACAGCAUUGCCAACCCCCCGCAACGCGCGCAGCCCAAGAAGCGAGGUCGACCGUCUAGAGCUGACAAGGCCAAGAGAGACCUUCGCCCGAAUCUGCCGCCGCAUCUGGCCCCUCGCCCGUACCAGGCAACGGCGCAGCGUCCCAUCUUACCUGCGGUUGGCCCGAACGGCGAUCUGGUUCGGUCGCGGGCGCAAGCCACUUCGGGGUAUGCUUUGGGAAUGGACGAGGGAGCACGAAGCAGUAAAAGGCGAUGCCUAGGUGCUGUUGCGCAAAAGCAGCCUGCGGGUUCGAGCUCCGCCGCGCACAUUCCCGUCACGUCAAGCAGCGCACUCUAG
Ustilaginoidea virens is the source of this 660-nucleotide messenger RNA. RefSeq lists its product as uncharacterized. The coding region runs from base 1 to 660 and encodes 219 amino acids. The transcript is spliced from 2 exons. The record is from RefSeq and is a predicted model, not a curated record. NCBI's taxonomy places the organism in Eukaryota, Fungi, Ascomycota, Sordariomycetes, Hypocreales, Clavicipitaceae.